AUGGAUCCGGCCGUCUUGGAUCAGGGAUGCCGUCUGCAUCGCAAAUUUGGAUCUGAUCGAUUCCUUGAAGUAGUGAUACCGUCACCGAGCUCAUGGACGACUCCGAUCAAAGACCCCGACGUAUCUCAAGAGGUGAUUCGCUGGUUUUCUUCUAAGGUGCAUCACCUGGCCGGCAGGCAGUGGCGAGCUUUCUUCGCAAGGGACGCAGGGCGCAAGGUUCUUCAGACGAACGUGUUCUUUGGUCCAAGUCCGAAAAGCAUCUUGCAAAAACGAUUUUGCUAUUUUGCUGAAGAUGGAACCAAUUUUGACGUCGCUCCUUCUACCGACCAUCGGCCUGUGCACGCCCUUAGAGAGCCGCGACCCAAGCUGGAGGUUGGGCAGAUGCUCGACUGGCUCUUGCAGUUGGAUCGUAACAGUGACCGACCUUACCUUAAGCUCUUCACCUGCAUCCAACUUGGUCUCAGCAAAACGAAAGUAGUAGCUUCUCUGGAUCAGAACCAGAUACGACACCGACAAGAAGAUAUCAUAUCGCCAAUCGGUGAAGUGAUGAAUGAUGGCGUUGGUCGCAUGUCACUGCUUCUUGCCCGCCAAAUCAGGGACGUCCUUGGUUUGAGCGGCAUCCCUUCUGCGAUUCAGGGUCGUCUGGGCUCUGCCAAAGGCGUGUGGAUUAUAGACGUUGAAGACAGCGGAAGCGAUAUCUGGAUAGAGACCUGGCCCUCGCAAAGAAACCUCAACAUUCAGUUCCUUCCCAUUCUAGAAGACCGUGCCAAAGAUAAGCAGGCCAUGAGGAAGUUUGUGGGAGACAGGCUCCUAGACCAGCUCAGCAACGAAACUGAAGCCCAGAAAGAUGUAAUCAAGCAUCCGCUGCGAUUUCGGCAAUGGGUAAACAAAAACCUCGCCGCCAGGACGCAGCGUUUGGCCCACGACAGCGUGCCGUUCCUUGCUGGGCUUCCCAAGUACAAAGAGGAUCAGCUCAAUUAUUUGACCGAUGGCGGCUUCAAACCAACCGAACAGAAAUUCAUGCAAAAUAUGAUAUGGGAGCUCCGGCGCGCAAAGUAUGAAAAUCUGCUGAAGAAGAUGAGCAUCGAGAUUCCAGGCUCGGCGUACUUGUACAUGGUAGUCGACUUCUGGGACAUUCUGGAAGAGAACGAGGUGCAAAUAUGCUUUUCAUCUCCGUUCCGAACCGAACGCUUCUCUGACUUCAUGCUACAUGGAUGCGAGGUUCUUGUCGCACGAUCUCCGGCGCACCUUGUCAGCGAUAUACAGAAGGUCAAGGCCGUCUUCAAGCCGGAAUUGCGCGCACUAAAAGAUGUCGUUGUGUUUUCAGCAAAGGGAGACGUUGCUCUUGCCGACAGGCUUUCGGGCGGCGAUUACGAUGGAGACAAGGCUUGGGUGUGUUGGGAACCAGCUAUUGUGUCUAAGUUUGAGAAUGUCACUAUGCCGACAAAACCAGACAUUUCGAAGCAUCUCAGGAAGGAUACAACGUCGUACGGAGACCUCAGUCAUGGAGUAAUCAAGUCCGUGGCAGCUUCGGCAAUGAUCAGUCGUGGCAUUGUCUUUGACAUGCAACCCAGCUUCUUAGGAAUCGCAACCAAGUUCAAGGAAUAA
Messenger RNA from Colletotrichum abscissum, 1608 nucleotides. RefSeq names its product RNA-directed RNA polymerase. Gene Ontology annotation, molecular function: RNA-directed RNA polymerase activity. Gene Ontology annotation, biological process: siRNA processing. The transcript is spliced from 2 exons. The record is from RefSeq and is a predicted model, not a curated record. The coding region runs from base 1 to 1608 and encodes 535 amino acids. Gene Ontology annotation, cellular component: nuclear RNA-directed RNA polymerase complex. Lineage: Eukaryota; Fungi; Ascomycota; Sordariomycetes; Glomerellales; Glomerellaceae.